CUGAGCGGACGCCUCGUCCUCGCACUCGGCGACGUGCUGUCCGGGGUAGAGGAGGGCGGCGGGAGGAGAGGGUUGGACGGAGGGUGGCGUGCUAUGAUCAGCAUGGAGCUUCCGGCCCACGCGACGCAGCAUGGUGCUCUACACCUGGGGGUCGGGGUCGGGGUGAAUCCAGGUGACCCAGCCGGAAGUGCCCUAGCCGCCAUUCAUCCGCAUCCCCAGGACCCCCUAGCCCUCCACCAUCACAAUCACGGCGCUGCGACAGGCGGAGAUGACGGCGGCCACGGGAUACACCAGGACGGUCACGGCGGUGUCAACCAGCUCGGCGGUGUCUUCGUGAACGGAAGGCCGCUACCGGAUGUAGUCAGGCAGAGGAUCGUCGAGAUGGCGCACAGCGGCACCCGACCGUGCGACAUUUCGAGACAACUCAGGGUAUCUCACGGCUGUGUAUCCAAGAUACUGUCGAGAUAUUACGAGACCGGUAGUUUCAAGGCUGGCGUGAUAGGAGGCUCCAAGCCGAAGGUGGCGACGCCGCCGGUCGUCGACGCGAUCGCCAACUACAAGAGGGACAACCCGACCAUGUUCGCGUGGGAGAUCAGGGACAGAUUGCUGGCCGAGGGCAUUUGCUCGCAGGACAACGUGCCAUCCGUCUCCUCCAUCAAUCGGAUCGUGAGGAACAAGGCGGCGGAGAAGGCGAAGCACGCGCAUCAGCAACAGCAGGCGCAGCAGCAGCAAGGUCAGCAGCAAGGUCAGCCCGGAUCGGGCGGUUCCGUGUCGGUGAUAGCACAUGCACCUGCGACGGCGGCAGGCCAUCCCGCUGCCACCGCUCCCAACGCCUACAGCAUCAGUGGCAUCUUGGGCAUCCCGGUGCACCAUCAGGAUCCCAACGGCAACAGCAUCAAGAGGAAACGCAGCGACGACGACGACAAUCGCGACCUCAACGACCACGCCGAGAACGACCUGAAGAGGCAGAGAAGCAACUACAACGGCGAUCAGCUGUACUCGAACCUGUGGUCGAGUAAAUGGAGCAUCAAGGACGAGCACAAGUUCCUGAGCGAGCUCGGCGGCGGCGGCGGCGGCGGCGGCGGCGGCGGCGGCGCAACCGGCGGCACGAACGGCGCUGGAGGAGGCGGCGGCGGCGGCGGUGGAGGUGGCGGAGGCGGUGGAGGCGGCGGCGGUGGCGGCGGCGGAGGUGGCGGCGGUUACUACGAACACGGCGGAUUCCCCGGGAACGCUAUUGCCACCUCCGCCGAGCUCUACGACUCCCUGGGCACCAUCAGCACGAUGACGCAAGCGCAAACUCCCCAUCUCUACACCCCGCCCAUAGGGGGCACCAUAGCAGGUGGUACUUUGACGCCGCUCGCGCCACUGACGAUGCAAGAACUAAAAUUGAGCCAAACAUUGGACGGGGCUAACAUGUCUCCUUACCACACCACCGCAGAGAGCAGUACCGUCGCAGUAUCGUAUGUAGGGGUGGGGGCCGGUGGGGGCGAGCAAAGUCCCCCGAUUUCGUUGCAGAACGAGACAAACGCCACCCCCGCGGCCCCCAAUACCUCCGGAGGGGAUCCCGGACUGACGGUCUUGCAGCCGCCAGUUUCUCAGCCCCAGGUAGCCUCUGCGAUACCGCCGUACUCGACGAUGCUACCAAGUUUCGGACACUACGCUACCGGUGGUGGCGAUUACGCGUACAGCGCUGCGUAUUCCCAGUACUCGAGCGCGCCGUACAGCGGCUACGGUUAUGGGGCGGCGACAAGCGGGUUGCUCAACUCCACGUACUACUAUUGCAACGGGGACACGUCCACCCACACGUCGCAGCAGGGCGGCGGCUGCAGCAGCGGUGGUCCGGAGAGCAGCGCCGACGUGGCCAGCCGGUCGCCUCUGGCGGCGACCAGAGCCAGCAGCGGUGCCAGCGCGGCAUCGCCGACCGGGAGCGCCUGCACCAAGCCGGACCACACGUCCACGCCGACGGACCUCUACCUGGCCUGAUGGUCGAGCAACAACCGCACGGGGGACCGGCUGCCGGGGCCGAACGGGCCAGCCGGCUGCGACAACGGGCGCCAUAUCACGAAGAGACAGAGCAUGUCGAGGCGAUGAAGCAAUGAUCUCUUUCCCAGCGGCUCCGGGAACUCGUGUUCUCGGCGGACCCGGUGACGGCGGCUCCCUGCGGCCGCCACCGAGCAAUACUCAACCGCGCGAGAGCAACGCGCCAAGAUGGCGCGAUCACCUGGCGAGCGUCCUCCGCGCCGGCGGAAGCUGAAGCGCUGGAUCAGUGAUUGGUCUCCGGGCCGGGGGAACUCCGACGAAGAUUCCAGCUGAGUGGCCGCGCGCGCGCGUGCGCGCGCGCGCGCGGAGGCUUUCGAACUCGACCG
This is a messenger RNA of Harpegnathos saltator (Jerdon's jumping ant), 2366 nucleotides long. It is a transcript of the gene sv, whose product is annotated as paired box protein shaven. Gene Ontology annotation, molecular function: RNA polymerase II cis-regulatory region sequence-specific DNA binding; DNA-binding transcription factor activity, RNA polymerase II-specific. The record is from RefSeq and is a predicted model, not a curated record. Lineage: Eukaryota; Metazoa; Arthropoda; Insecta; Hymenoptera; Formicidae. The coding region runs from base 94 to 1983 and encodes 629 amino acids. The transcript has 12 exons. Gene Ontology annotation, biological process: anatomical structure development; regulation of transcription by RNA polymerase II.